GGAGCUCCACGCCUCCUGUCUCUGGCUGCACACACUCUGCUCUUUGAAGUAGCGAGCGUGCAUGUCCCACUGCUGCCGCCACCGGGCCUCCUGCUCGCGGCGCCGGAUCAUCUGUUUGGCGUGCACCCGGGUCCGGCCGGGUAUACAGGCCGAGAGGGCGGGCAGAGCCAUGGACCUGAAGCGGACAUGAUCAUGAUCGUAGAGCACAGGCUACCUGCCGCCAUAGAGAUAGAGAUAUUCCACAGAUCUCCACUAGUUGGCAGCAAAGCAGCGUGUGGCCAUAGACUGGUGUCAGCUGAUCGGAGCACGUCAGGUUCGGUCCGAGUGUCCCUGCAGGACGAGGAGGCGAUGACCCGGAUCCUCCAGUAACAAGUGGAUUUCAUGAGCUGGAGGCUGGAUACUUCACCAUCACCUGAGUUCAACAGGUGAGCGUGUGUCCGGACUAAAGCGAUGGCUCUGCUAAUGGAGCACCAGUUCAGGCAGCUGCCAGCUGACAGACAGGUGGAAACAAGACCGUUUCUGGAGGCUGUGUCAUACCUUCCACCGUUCUUUGACUGCCUUGGCUCCACUAUUUUUGCACCAAUCAAAGCGGACAUAUCUGGGAACAUCACAAAAAUCAAGGCAGUUUAUGAUACCAACCCAGGACGGUUCAAGACCCUCCAGCAGAUUUUGGAGGCGGAGAAGGAAAUGCAUGGAGCACAAUGGCCCAAAGCUGGAGCGACGUUGGCUCUCAUGUGGCUGAAAAGGGGUCUACGAUUUAUCCAAGUCUUCCUUCAGAGCCUAGUGGACGGGGAGAAGGAUGACAACAACCCAAACCUCAUUCGAGUCAAUGUCAGUAAAGCCUAUGAAAUCGCCCUGAAGAGGUACCAUGGCUGGUUCGUGCAGCAACUUUUCAAGGCAACUCUUUACGCUGCUCCUUACAAGACAGAUUUCCUGAAGGCCCUCUCCAAGGGUCGGGACGUCAAGGAAGAGGAAUGCGUGGAGAAAAUACGAAAAUUCCUCAUCCACUUCUCUGCCACUGUUGAUGCUAUUUAUGACAUGUACAGUAAGAUGAAUGCUGACCUUGACUACGCAGUGUGACUGCUGGACGUUCCUCUCUUCUCCAGUGAUCCACGUAAUUUAAAAAGUCAUUUACAUGAUGCAGUCAACACUUACUGACUUGGUUUCCUUCAGGUCAUCUGACAGCUCACUGUGAGAGUCAUCACUCGCUCUUACAUAUGUGAGAGAGUUACACCAAAAAUCCAGGUGUUCCAGAUGUUUUUAAACAAGCAACUGGAGCAUUAAGUUAACAAGCAUAGUGUCUGAUGUUGACAGAUUUACUAUACCACACAACUAUCAUGCAUUAAUAUAAUCUUUUUAACAAUCAUCUUUACCUUAAAGUGAUACAGUUUUGUUUGAACAUUUUUUAAUGCUGUAUAUAUUAAAGAAAACAUUGUGAAGUCUUAGAACUUAGCUUUAAAAUCCGUCCACCUCACCUGUAUAUAAUAUACAGUAUAUUCUAUAUCAUGAGGAAGAAAAAAACUACAUUUAUUUGUAAUUAUACAUACAAUCAGAAAUUUACAUAUACAUUUAUUGUGUUUGUUUUCCUAAUGCAUUUGAAUUGUUGUGGGCUUAGCAGGAGUUCAAUAUAUGUAUAUAUAUAUAUAUAUAUACAUAUAAAUCUCACUAAAAUAUAGGGUUUUGGCUUAUAUUUUGAACUUAACAAUUGAAAAUGGUCUCAUCCUAUGAAAUAAAAGCCACAUUGUGCAAUUGUCCAUCACAUUUGGGGAUAUGAAUAGAGUUUAAUUAACAGUUUUAUCUCUAAGUUACCACAUUGUCAAUUUAUGUAUUACCUUUAAGUUAUACAAAACAUAGCCAUUUUAACAGGACCUCACUCACCGCGUGCUGGUUCGACAUUUUUGAAAACUCCACACAGCACUUUGAGUAUGUACUCUGUUAAAAAUGGGUUUUAGUAUUGCACAACUGUUUGUGCCUUAAGCUGGAGGUAGAGACCAUGUCAGCUUUUCUGCCUGUAAUCAUUUAUAUCCUUAUACAAUUAUUCUUAUGCACAUCACCGAGUGUAAACCAAGCAGGCCAAUUAAGGACGAAAUGUUGAUUUUAGUUUGGAUCUCUGCCUCUGUUAUGUCUUUGCAAUGCAACACUUGUAUAUCUUUGCUGUUAGGGUCCAAAGCAGUGCUUUAUCAAAUGUUUGAACAUUAAAUAAAA
Molecule: messenger RNA, 2205 nt
Organism: Scophthalmus maximus (turbot)
Lineage: Eukaryota; Metazoa; Chordata; Actinopteri; Pleuronectiformes; Scophthalmidae
Gene: gltpa
Product: glycolipid transfer protein a
Exons: 7
Coding region: 451-1080 (209 amino acids)
Biological process (GO): intermembrane lipid transfer; ceramide transport
Cellular component (GO): membrane; cytoplasm; cytosol
Molecular function (GO): ceramide 1-phosphate transfer activity; ceramide 1-phosphate binding
Source: RefSeq, a predicted model, not a curated record